AUGAAUAUAAACAGUAAUAGCUAUGCAUCUCCUGAACAUAUAGUAGAGCAUGGAUCAUCGAAUCAAAAUAUCAAUAACAUAUUACAGACGCAACCUCCGAGAUCCAAUCCAACUAGGACGAUCCCCGAUUUUAUCUCGGAACAAGGUGGUCAACCAACAAAAAGGCGAAAGAGCAGUGCGGCAUUUGUAUUGCCUCCUCAACCAGAUCCAUUCAUGCAACCACAAGGACAACAAUACUUUGUUCAACCUCAAUCACAAUCUCAAUACACCUAUAUGUCAUAUCCACAAUCCGUCCAAAUGCGACAACAAAUGUCGAUGCCUUCAUCACGAAACAAUAAUACAACCUUGUCUAGCCCUCACACUUCACGAACAAUGGGAUAUCCUGAUAACCUUGUGGUAUUACAAAAUCCUGACCAAGUUAUGUCAAGUCAAAAUAAUCAACACGUUCAGAAUCAAAUGGUAUCACCACCAAUUAGCUAUACAAAUCAGAUGAAUCAUAUGCAGAUAAAAAUUAUCAAGGCAGAAAUAACAAAUAAAGAUCUAUAUCAUUCUCAUUGUGAUGAACUUCUUAAGUAUUUGCAAACUGACAUUGCAUAUUCUGAACAUUGUCAAGAUAGUUUUUUUCAGUGCUUAAAGAACAUAAAAAGCAAAUUCGGGUCGUCUCUUAUGGAAAUAGGAUUAUCAGUAUUCAAUGCUGCUUUAAAUAAUAUCCAUCGAUUUACAAUUACAACACAUCAAAAUAAAAUUAGACAAUGGGCUGAUGAACUCAACAAAUCCUCUAAUGCUGCUCCUCAACAUUUCACGUCAAAUAAUCCAAGAAUUGAACACAGACAGAUUUCAGAUGUUGAAAAGGCAAAUGCAAAUUGGGUAUCCAGAAUAGUAGAUCGAGCUUGGGGCCAUGUUAUGCUUCCUUAUGAAUCACUGAUAGCUAAUCAACAUCAGGAACAGCAGGAAUUCAUAAAUUCCUUUUAUAUUCCCCACGACAAAUUCGAAAGGAUAUGGAAAUUAGAUACGGCUUUUCCAGCAACCCUCAUACACCCAAACAAAUUACCACUUACAUACCGAUUAAUAUCGCGUAAACCAAUUAAUAUAGAUGAUGAUAACAAGUGUGACUGGCCCCCGGAGGAAGCGAUGUUUAAAGUACAAAUCAACGAUUUGGAAGUUAAAUUGCAUAGAAAACAAAGAAUUCCUAUUAAAAAUAAUCAAUAUUCAUUUGUCGGAGUUGACAAAGCUGUCGAUAUUGCCCAAUAUUUAGUUGCAGGAGUAAACAGGAUUAAAGUUACGCAGUGUAUGUGUGAAACUUGUCGCCAGCAACUUUGUGAACAUAUAUUGUCGAUAGAAAUUUUAUUGAAGGAAACGGAAGAAAUAGUGCUUCGCAAUGCACGAAGCCAAAUACUAACUAAAGAGCACGGAAUGGACAUUGUUAAACGACUAAUUUCUGGUCCAAGCGCUUCAAUUAAUACACAGUCACCGAUCAGUUCAACUUCAUCUCCAGCUGAACCUGCGAAAGGACAAAAUUGUCUCCACAUUGGUUGUUUUGACUUGGAAACUUAUGUCAGUGUAAACAAGAAAAAUUGCAAGUGGAGAUGUCCCGAGUGCAAUGACCGGGUAACGUCGGAAACUUUGCGAAUCGAUAAAUAUUUCAAAAAAUUACUAAACGAAAUACCGGAAAAUGUUAAUACAGUCGAGCUAGAUUCUAGUGGCAGUUGGACAGUCGUGGGACAAGAUGAUUGCGAUGGUGAAUCAACCGACGAUGAUGAUAUGCAAGUUGAUUCGGCUUCUAAGAAAUCAUCAAUUUCUGCUCCUAACGCAAUAAUAAUAUUAGACGAUGAUGACGAAGAUGAACCAGAGCCGUUUAAUAAUCAACCGGAAGUUCUUUCUAUGCAGAACAAUAAUAUACUAACGUAUGAUCAACUUCCCCCAAUUAUACGUCAAACGUCCACGCCAUAUAUACCACCCAUAAGACAAUCAAAUAUUCAAAUGAACGAUCAAUCACAAUUAACGAAUUCUAUUAUCAUGCAAUCACCACCUAAUUCUGCAAGUUUAGCAUCACCCAAUACAACGAAUAAUUAUAUCCAAUUAUCGCAAUUAUCAGCUGAUCAUACUACAAAUGUGGAUCCGAUACCGUUAAUUUUUAAUAAUAGCAAUAAAAAUAAGAAAAGGUCGAAACGAAAGUCUCGGCGUAAGGAUACGGAGGCGGAUACACAAGAUAGAGUUGCGGGAAUACAAACUUUACGAUCAUCACCACAAGACUCUGUUAAUAAAACAGCUACACAAGUUGCAAGUCCAAUAUCUCCUCCUAUAAGUAAUUUUAUCGUUCCUAAUCUUUCUCAGAAUGAGGAAUGGGAAACUGAAGAUGAACAAGAGGAGGAAGUUUUGAAUUCGAAAAAAAAAUCUAGUGAUUUUGAUUUAUAA
This is a messenger RNA of Funneliformis geosporum, 2415 nucleotides long. Lineage: Eukaryota; Fungi; Glomeromycota; Glomeromycetes; Glomerales; Glomeraceae. The record is from the annotation of a GenBank genome assembly.